ACCGGUCUCUGCGCCCCAGCAGAGGCACUGGAGAUGCUUUCUGGUACCCAGGAGGCGACAGGUGAACGUGAGGACGCAGAGUUGCGGUGCCGGGUGGCGGUAGAGGAGCUGAGUCCUGGAGGGCAACCUCGCAAGCGCCAGGCCCUGCGCACCGCGGAAUUGAGCCUGGGUCGAAACGAACGCCGCGAAUUGAUGCUGCGACUGCAGGCGCCGGGACCCGCGGGACGGCCACGCUGCUUCCCGCUGCGAGCCGUGCGCCUCUUCACCCGCUUCGCCUCGGCCGGGCGCAGCACGUUGCGCCUCCCCACGGAUGGCAUCCCUCGGGCUGGCUCAGUGCAGCUGCUGCUCUCGGACUGUCCCCCAGAGCGCUUGCGCCGCUUCCUGCGCACGCUGCGCCUGAAGCUAGCAGCUGCCCCAGGGCCGGGACCCGCCUCUGCUCGGGCACAACUGCUAGGCCCGCGGCCCCGAGACUUUGUCACCAUCAGUCCAGUGCAGCCGGAGGAGCUGCAGCGUGCUGCGGCCGACAGGGCUCCAGAUUCCGCGCUGGAGAAGCGGUCAAUGGAAUCCAAGUCUAGCACCGAAACUCCAAGGUGGCCCUUGCCUGUGAAGAAGCUGAGCAUGCACUCCACCAAACCAAAGCUUUCUGAGGAGCAGGCGGCUGUGCUGAAAAUGGUCCUGAAAGGCCAGAGCAUUUUCUUUACUGGGAGUGCAGGGACAGGAAAGUCCUAUCUGCUGAAGCAUAUCCUGCGUUCCCUGCCCCCUGCUGGCACUGUGGCCACUGCCAGCACUGGGGUGGCAGCCUGCCACAUCGGGGGCACCACCCUUCAUGCCUUUGCAGGCAUCGGCUCAGGCCAGGCUCCCCUGGCCCAGUGUGUGGCCCUGGCCCAGCGGCCAGGAGUGCGGCAGGGCUGGCUGAACUGCCGACGGUUGGUCAUUGACGAGAUCUCCAUGGUAGAGGCAGAGUUGUUUGACAAGUUGGAAGCUGUGGCCAGAGCUGUCAGGCAACAGCAGAAGCCAUUUGGAGGAAUCCAGCUCAUCAUCUGUGGGGACUUCCUACAGCUGCCACCGGUGACCAAAGGCUCCCAGAACCCUCGGUUCUGCUUCGAGGCCAAGAGCUGGAGGAGGUGUGUGCCAGUGGUGCUGGAGCUGACCGAGGUAUGGAGGCAGGCUGACCAGACCUUUGUCUCUCUGCUGCAGGCUGUGAGGUUGGGCAGAUGUUCAGAUGAAGUGACCCACCAGCUCAGGGCCACAGCUGCCCAUACAGUGGGACGAGAUGGAAUUGUAGCCACGAGACUCUGCACCCACCAGGAUGACGUGGCCCUUACCAAUGAGCGGCGACUGAAGGAGCUGCCAGGUGAAUUACACAGUUUCGAGGCUAUAGACAGUGACCCUGAGCUAGCCCGGACCCUGGAUGCCCAAUGUCCUGUUAGCCGUGUCCUUCAGUUAAAGCUAGGGGCUCAGGUCAUGCUGGUGAAGAACUUAGCAGUGUCCCGAGGCCUGGUGAAUGGUGCCCGAGGGGUGAUAGUUGGCUUUGAGUCAGAAGGGAGAGGGCUUCCCCGAGUAAGGUUCCUGUGUGGCGUCACUGAAGUCAUCCGCACCGAAUGCUGGACAGUACAGGUCACCGGGGGCCAGUUCCUCAGCCGGCAGCAGCUACCCCUACAGCUGGCUUGGGCAAUGUCCAUCCACAAGAGCCAGGGCAUGUCUCUGGACUGUGUGGAGAUCUCUCUGGGCCGUGUGUUUGCCAGUGGUCAAGCCUAUGUGGCCCUCUCCCGGGCCCGCAGCCUGCAGGGCCUACGUGUGCUAGACUUCGACCCCACGGUGGUUCGCUGUGACUCUCGAGUGCUGCACUUCUAUGCCACCCUGCGGCAGAGCAGGGGCCUCAGUCUGGAAUCCCAAGGUGAGGAGGAGGCAAACUCAGAUCUGGAGAACAUGGACCCAAACCUCUGA
Molecule: messenger RNA, 1947 nt
Organism: Acomys russatus (golden spiny mouse)
Lineage: Eukaryota; Metazoa; Chordata; Mammalia; Rodentia; Muridae
Gene: Pif1
Product: PIF1 5'-to-3' DNA helicase
Exons: 12
Coding region: 34-1947 (637 amino acids)
Biological process (GO): telomere maintenance; DNA repair
Molecular function (GO): DNA helicase activity
Source: RefSeq, a predicted model, not a curated record